Penicillium alfredii is the source of this 1617-nucleotide messenger RNA. RefSeq names its product putative alanine aminotransferase. Lineage: Eukaryota; Fungi; Ascomycota; Eurotiomycetes; Eurotiales; Aspergillaceae. Gene Ontology annotation, molecular function: pyridoxal phosphate binding; L-alanine:2-oxoglutarate transaminase activity. The coding region runs from base 1 to 1617 and encodes 538 amino acids. The transcript is spliced from 3 exons. The record is from RefSeq and is a predicted model, not a curated record. Gene Ontology annotation, biological process: biosynthetic process.
AUGUCCUGGCAAUUUAAACUCGCAUCCAGCGCGCGGGCGUCUCCGCGGUGGCUUACCCGGCCUAAUGGGGUCCUACUUCGCCCGGCAAGUGCGGGGAGAUUACCCUCAGCCCCCGCCAUGACUCAGACCAGUGUCUCCGUGACUGCCAAGCGCACCCUGGCCGACUACCACUCGUCCAAAUGCCUGAACCUCGACAACAUUAACCCCUCGGUGCGGGCCGCCAAGUACGCCGUGCGCGGAGAACUGGCCGUGAAAGCGGAGAACUACCGGCAGCAGUUGGCCGACGGCGACCAGUCGCUGCCCUUCGACAGCGUCAUCUUCGCCAACAUCGGCAACCCGCAGCAACUCGACCAGAAGCCGAUCACCUUCUUCCGUCAAGUGCUCAGUCUCGUCGAGAACCCGUUGCUGCUGGAGAACCCCGAGGCUCUCAAGACGUCGUUCGGAUACCACCAGGAUGUCAUCGAGCGGGCUCAGACACUGCUGGCCAAUGUCCAGAGCGUGGGCGCCUACAGUCACAGCCAGGGUGCGCCGGGGAUCCGCAACAGCGUGGCCAAGUUCAUUGAGGAGCGCGAUGGGUUCUCUGCCAACCCGCAGGACCUGUUUCUGACUGGAGGUGCCUCAUCCGGCGUUAGCACCCUCCUGAACGUCAUCUGCAACGGCCCCAAGGCCGGGGUUUUGGUCCCUAUCCCCCAGUACCCGCUGUAUACUGCGACGCUGUCGUUGCUGAAUGCGCAGUGCGUCCCGUACCUCCUUAAUGAGCAGGAGGCGUGGGGUACCGAUGUCAAUGUGAUCUUGCAGUCUAUUAAGGAUGCCAAGGCCGCGGGCAUCGAGGUGCGCGCCGUCGUUGUGAUCAACCCUGGCAACCCCACCGGUGCAUCGCUGAGCGCCGACGAUAUCAAAAAGGUCAUUGAUAUCGCCGCCGAGGAGAGCCUGGUAGUGAUGGCCGACGAGGUAUACCAAACCAACGUCUUCGCGGGCGAAUUCGUCUCCUUCAAGAAGCGGCUACGCCAGCUUCAGCAGGAGCAGCCCGGCAAGUACGAUGAUGUCGAACUUGUCUCGCUACACAGUAUUUCCAAGGGCAUGGUUGGUGAGUGCGGUCACCGUGGCGGGUACUUCGAGCUGGUUGGCUUCGACCCCCUGGUCCAGGAGCAGAUCUACAAGCUCGUCAGUAUCGGUCUGUGCCCGCCUGUCGUUGCGCAGUGUCUGCUUGAGACUAUGGUUAACCCGCCGCGGCCGGGACAGCCCAGCUACGAGCUCUACCAGAAGGAGUACAACGGCAUCCGGGACGGUCUGUACCAGCGGGCCCACGCUUUGUACGACGCUUUCCAGCGCAUGGAGGGAGUGGAGUGCCAAGAGCCCCAGGGUGCCAUGUACCUCUUCCCCACCAUCAAGCUCCCCGCCAAGGCCAUCGAGGCCGCGCAGGCUGAGAAGCGUGCCGCCGAUGAGUUCUACUGCCUGCGUCUGCUGGACGCCACCGGUGUCUGCGUCGUCCCAGGCUCGGGCUUCGGCCAGAAGGAGAACACGCUGCACUUCCGCACGACCUUCCUUGCGCCCGGCACCGAAUGGGUCGAGCGCAUUGUGAAGUUCCAUGCCGAAUUCAUGGAGAAGUACCGGUAG